CCCGAGUCCCGAGUCCCGCCGGGUCCGCGCCGCCCGCCGAACCCCGCCGAGCCGCUACCGCCCGCCAGUCUCUUCCAACAGUCUCUCAGCCUCUCCACCUGUAAGAUGUAAUGCCGGACCUGGGACGGGGCGCACACUCUCCCUGGAUGCACUGGGUCCCGAAUGGGACUGCCCCCUGGGCUCCAAGGACCUGGAGGAAGAGGAGGUCCCUGGGAGCGGGGGCUCUGGCUUGCCGCCCCCCAGCUGCUUCCCUGGUUCCUGGCGCCACGACGUGGGCCUGGACUGCAAGGGCUCCCCUGAGGGGGCAGAGGCCCGGGCCUGGACCGUCCACUACUACAGCCUCCUGCAGAGCUGUCUGCAGCAAGCUGGCCUUCCGGAGACCCAGGACCGAAGCCAGGUGCCCCGCACAGGCUGCCCUGGGGCGGAGGCGACCCUGUGCGUUCUGGGAUCCCCCAGUACCUUUCUGUCCGUGCUGCUGGAGGGUGGGGUCCAGAGCCCGGGAAACAUGCUUCUCUGCCUGUCCCCUGCUUGGCUGACAAAGGUGCCAGCACCAGGGCAGCCAGGGGAGUCGACCCUGCUGGUCUCCAAGGCCGUGAGCUUCCACUCAGGGGGCCUGACAUUCCUGGAUGACUUUGUCCCCCCUCGCCGAGCCACCUACUUCCUGGCGGGCCUGGGGCUGGGGCCUGGCCCAGGUCGAGAGGCAGCUGAGCUCGCCCGCGACCUGACCUGCCCCACAGGAGCCUCAGCCGAGCUGGCCCGGCUGCUGGAGGACCGGCUGCUGACAAGGCGGUUGCUGGCUCAGCAGGGUGAUGUGGCCGUGCCAGCUACCCUGGCUUUCACCUACAAGCCACCAGCACUGCUGCGGGGAGGGGAUGCCAGCCCGGGACUACGGCUGGUGGAGCUGAAUGGCAAAGAGGGCCAGGAAGCACUGGUGAAGGAGGAAGUAGGGACCUUUCUGCACUCCGAGGCCCUGGGUGAUGCACUGCAGGUAGCCGUGAAGCUCAGUGGCUGGCGCUGGCGGGGGCGGCAGGCAUUGCGUCUGUACCCACGAGCAGAGCUAGGCCCAGUGGUGGACACAGUGCUGGCAUUGCUGGAGAAACUGGAGGAGGAGGAGAGUGUCCUGGUGGAGGCUGUGUGCCCACCUGCCCGGCUGCCCUUCCCAGGCAGCCCCUCACCUGGCCCUGAGCUGGCUCUGCGCAUCUGUGCUGUGGUGUGUCGGACACAGGGUGAUAGGCCCCUGCUGAGCAAGAUGGUAUGCGGCGUCGGCCGUGUGGACAGGCCUCUGCGGCACCAGAGCUCCUUGCCACAAACGCUGGAGGUGGCACUGGCCCAGUGCGGUCUGGGUGAGGCUUCGCAGGUGGCGGUCGUGCGGCAGCGUGUCAAGGCUGCGGCCGAGGCCGCUCUAGCCGCUGUGCAGGCCCUGGAGGCCGGGCUGAGCGCUGAGCAGCGCGGCGGGCGCCAGGCCCGCACUGACUUCCUCGGGGUGGACUUUGCCCUGACGGUGGCCGGCCGCGCGCUGACCCCUGUGGCCCUGGAGCUGAACGGAGGCUUGUGUCUGGAGGCGUGCGGCGCGCUCGAGGGGCUGUGGGCAGCGCCGCGCCCGGGGCUGGCGGCCGAGGAGGCGGCGGCCGCGCCGCUGGUGGAGACGAUGCUGCGACGCUCUGCGCGCUACCUCAUGGAGGGGAAGCAGCUGCUGCUGCUGGGCGCGGGCGGCUUCAGCAAGAAGUUCGUGUGGGAGGCGGCGCGCGACUACGGACUCAAGGUGCAUCUGGUGGAUUCGGACCCCAACCACUUUGCGUCCCAGCUGGUGCAGACCUUCAUCCAUUUCAAUGUAACGGAGCACCAGAGGGAUGAAGAGAAUGCACGGGUGCUGGCGGAGUUGGUGCGGGCACGUGGCCUGCAACUAGAUGGCUGCUUUUCCUACUGGGAUGACUGCCUGGUGCUCACAGCCUUGCUCUGCCAGGAGCUGGGUCUGCCCAGCAACCCGCCAUCCGCCAUGCACCUGGCCAAGCAGAAGAGCCGUACCCAGCUGCACCUGUUGUCCCGCCAUGGCCCACCCUGGCCCGCACCCUCCCUCUAUGCUGUGCCCUGCUGUCCACUGGAGAGUGAGGCUGAUGUGGACAGGGCUGCCCGCCAGGUACCCCUGCCAGGCGUCAUGAAGCUGGAGUUUGGGGCGGGCGCAGUGGGUGUGCGGCUGGUGGAGGAUGCGUCGCAGUGCCACGAGCACUUUUCCCGGAUCUCCCGAGACCUGCAGGUCGAGGCUGACCACCCCGGCAUUGGGCUGGGCUGGGGCAAUGCCAUGCUGCUGAUGGAGUUCAUCGAGGGCACCGAACAUGAUGUGGAUCUGGUGUUGUUUGGCGGGCAACUGCUGGCUGCCUUCGUCUCCGACAAUGGCCCCACACGGCUGCCUGGCUUCACUGAGACGGCAGCCUGCAUGCCCACUGGGCUGGCACCGGAGCAGGAGGCGCAGCUGGUGCAGGCAGCCUUCCGCUGUUGUCUGGGCUGUGGGCUGCUGGAUGGAGUCUUCAAUGUGGAGCUCAAGCUGACCGGGGCGGGGCCUCGGCUCAUCGAGAUCAACCCCCGCAUGGGCGGCUUCUACCUGCGAGACUGGAUCCUGGAGCUUUAUGGUGUGGACCUGCUGCUGGCUGCUGCUAUGGUGGCCUGCGGCCUGCGGCCUGCCCUGCCCGCUCGCCCCCGCGCCCGUGGCCACCUGGUGGGUGUCAUGUGCCUGGUGUCCCAGCACCUGCAGGCACUGAGGUCCACUGCCAGCCGUGAGACCCUGAAGGCUCUUCAUGACCAGGGCGUGCUGCGCCUCAAUCUGCUGGAGGAGGCCCUGGUGCCUGGCGAAUACGAGGAGCCCUAUUGCAGUGUGGCCUGUGCUGGGCCCAGCCUGGCUGAGGCCCGUCUCCGCCUGCUGGGCCUCUGCCAGGGCUUGGGUAUUGAUGGGCCCCACUACCCUGUUGCUUACUUCUUAUCCCACUUCAAAUAGUGCUGGGGCCGGAGGGCAGGGGCAAAGUGCUGGAUGGGGGGUGGGUGGCUGUGGUGCCCUCUGCUCCCUGCUGCUCUCCCUGCUUCUCUUCCCAUAGCCCUGCCCCAACCCUGGUCUGGUCCAUUCCAAGACCCCAGGUCUGUCCCAGAGUGAGUGGCAGGGCUGUUUCGACACCAAGGCAUCUUGGACUUGAGGGCCUCAAAAGAAUGUAUCAGGUGGGCCACUGGUCCUUCUUGCCCACCUGAAGGCCCCGUUACAGCCCACAGCUGCCCGGGACUCUAUCCAUGGAGAAGCAACAACAGAUGAAAACACACACACACAUGCACAUCCUGCCCCCAGGUUGGUGGAAGUGGGCCCAGACCCUCCAGGUCUGUCUGUCUUCCUGCUGUCUGCAGGAGAGAACCUGGCUGGCCCCUGGCCUUGGACAGAUCCCAAGAAAACCUGAGACUAAGUCCCUCCUUUGUGAACAAAUUCUAGAUCGUUCUAGAGCUGGCUGACCACUUUCAGCAGUGUCCCACCUGCCUCAUUUGGCCUGUGCAGCAGAAGCAUCUGACCUGGGGUCAGCAGUAAUCAUCUCCCCUCCAGGCGGACUCUAUUGUCCCAUUCUACAGAUAAGGAACCAGGUUUAGAGAGGAAAAGCCACUGCGUUGAUGUCAUACCACAGUGGCUGAAGUGUUGAGGGACAAGAGGCAAGGUCCAGGUUUCUGCUUUUCCUAAGUUGUAUGGGGCCACUCAGCUUCUAGGCCCCACUCACCUCUUUGCCCCCAUUCAUAUGUGGCCCGGACACAAUAUGAACACCCCCACCCGAGCACAGUGUACCUUAUCCACCAAGCUUUGGUGCUUUGGCCUCGGAUACGCCUAACCAGCAUUGGCAGAGAAGACCCUUCACUCCCUCUGCAUUCAGGGGAGGCUGCUUUGAGAAACCUGUCUCUGUGCAGCAUGGGAGCUGCGGACAGCUCCACGAGUGUCCUUCUCCGAAUAAAGGCUUACACACUA
Molecule: messenger RNA, 3985 nt
Organism: Phacochoerus africanus (Common warthog)
Lineage: Eukaryota; Metazoa; Chordata; Mammalia; Artiodactyla; Suidae
Gene: CARNS1
Product: carnosine synthase 1
Exons: 11
Coding region: 506-2989 (827 amino acids)
Biological process (GO): carnosine biosynthetic process
Molecular function (GO): metal ion binding; carnosine synthase activity; ATP hydrolysis activity
Source: RefSeq, a predicted model, not a curated record